Messenger RNA from Spodoptera exigua (beet armyworm), 1167 nucleotides. The record is from the annotation of a GenBank genome assembly. NCBI's taxonomy places the organism in Eukaryota, Metazoa, Arthropoda, Insecta, Lepidoptera, Noctuidae.
CUGCGGCCCGCCCGCACGACACCGGCCCGGUCUCUAACCUGACUGACACUACCACUCGAUGACUCAUGAACAUACGUACAGCCCUGUGUGAAACUGUCAGGAGAGUUUAGUGCGAACGGUGUGUAGCUCCAUGUAAGAGCGAUCAGUGCUGUGUCGGUUGUCGUGUGCCCUUGUCAUGUGGGGAGUGCGAUGGCGCUGAUGGACAGCAUGUGUCCGCGGAGGCCGCUGGGCCUGCUCGUCGCGCUGCUCGCAGCCGCUGCGCUCGCCAACCAGCUCGAGGACAUCCCGCACAAUGAAGUCAAAAACUGGGCGCUAAAAUUUGGUGUCGACUUAUGGGAAUUCGGCAGACACUUUACAAAAAUGAAUCAAAUUCAAAAUAAAUACCAUGAGUACAACGUGGAAGUUGUGCGGAAGGAUGGAUUGCUGCUCGUACGCGAGCUCGCUGCUGAGGUCAAGAACCAUAUGGACUUCAAGAUAAACGCCGUUAUGCGCAUAAUGGACAGCGCAGAGGCAGCUGCUUUAUCAGCAGGCAAUGGGGGCAGUGAUGGAGCUCCAGGGUCAUAUUAUGAUGCUCGCUGGCUGAACGUGCACGCGGACGACGGGACACUAGCAGCACGGGCACGGCGGCUGGCACUGACGCCAAGCAGACACUUUGACCACAUCGCCGUUAACACCAGCUACAGCGCUGUGCUCAUGCCACCCUACAUCAACACUGACGAUGGUGAGGUUCAGAACCAGAUCGCGUGGUCGGAGCACUUGGACCCUCUGUUCGUGAAUAACUAUGAGAUUGAUCCAACACUCUCAUGGCAAUACUACGCCUCUUCCACCGGAUUCAUGAGGCGAUAUCCAGCCAUGUCCUGGCCUCCAGAAGAUGGCUACUCACACCACGCAAGAGACUUCUACGACUUUAGGUCUUCAAAUUGGUUUGUGGAAGCAGCAACAUCACCUAAGGAUCUCGUGAUCUUGCUUGAUGACUCCGAUGACCUAAGCUCGUCUUACUGGCGGCUGGCCAAGUCCACCGUCUCCGCUUUGCUGGACACUUUGGGACCGAACGAUUUCGUCAACAUCUAUCGAUACAGCGACACGAUAUCCGAACUACACUCCUGUUAUACGAAGGUUUUAGCUCAGAAAAAGCAUUUCCUGGCAAUAAUGAAUGCAACGAAAUAA